Grus americana (Whooping crane) is the source of this 1433-nucleotide messenger RNA. RefSeq names its product ATP synthase membrane subunit k (gene ATP5MK). Bases 166 to 345 code for a protein of 59 amino acids. The transcript has 4 exons. NCBI's taxonomy places the organism in Eukaryota, Metazoa, Chordata, Aves, Gruiformes, Gruidae. The record is from RefSeq and is a predicted model, not a curated record.
AACAGGUUCCCCAGAGCAGUUUUGGAGUCUCCACCUCUGAAGAUACUAAAAACCUGACUGGGCACGUUCCUGCUGUAGCUGCCCCUGCUUUGGGCGGGUUGGGGUUGGACUGUGCGAUCUCCAGAGAUGCCAACCUCAACCAUUCAGUGAAUCUGACAAGCAACCAUGGCUGGCCACGACUCGGGAUCUCAACACCAGUUCACUGGAUUUCAGAAGUACUUCAAUUCCUAUACCAUCACAGGCAGGAGGAAUUAUGUAAUAGCAACAUACACAAGCAUUGCAAUGCUCAUCUUGUAUUUCAAGCUUAGACCCAAAAAGAAAACUCCUGCUGUGGCAGAUAAGUAAAUGCAGGUUGCUGACAUGUCUGAGCCUCCAGUCUGUGUCACUGUAAUGCAAGCUGAUCACCUGUUGCGGCUAAUAAAAUAAUUACUUGUUUUAUUGAAAAUAUGAAAUGGUGCAAAAAAGCAUAAAUGUGGCACUUCUUGCUUUUUUUUUUCCCUCUGUCAAAACUAGUUAUUUGUAGUGGAGAUGGAGUAGCUGAUUCCUGUCAUUACUAUUUUAACUCUCCUGCUGUUAUAACACAUCCUGAAGGGUUCUGAGCACCUGGUAGUAACCUAGGAAAGACCUCAGCAGUGUGACAAUAAUGCUCGCACAGAGCUUACAGCUGAUCGAAGUAUCUCAACGCUUCCCUGUCACAGUGGGUGACAGUAAGCUUACAUGGUUUGCAGUUACCUGGUUGCUCCCAUUUUUUGCAUUCCAAGCUAGUAGUUUACAUGGAAACAGUGACUUCUCCAUUGUUAUUAAUACAACGCAGAUAACUUCUGUUGCAGUUGUCUGUAUUUUGCAUAGAACCUGUUUGGUUUUGAUGGAAAAUCUCCCCAAAAGAGACUGAUCAAAUUAUGGUAUUUGAGCUUUUUCUGUUACUGGCCUCCUGCAGAGGUAACUGCCAGAAAGAAAACUGCUUACUUUGCUGAUGUUAAGAUCUUACAACCCUGCAUUGUUCAUAAACAGUGACUUACUGGUUCAAUGCUUAUUUUUCCUGGACAUAGCCUCUUAAUAAACGAGGUGUUCUUACUGCAAUUAGAUACAUGCAGCCCCUUCCCUGCCCAAUGCUAAAACUCAUCACAUUCUCCGGUGUCUUUCUAUAUCUCAAUUAAACUCAGUACCUUCCGUAGAUGUCACGUUAGCGCUGAUGUGUGAAUGUGGUUACACAGCACUGUACUUGGAAGGUGCCAGCAAUGGGGGCUGAACCUGGGAUUUCUGAUGCUAAAAGCAUGCAGAUACACUUCCCAAACCGAGGGCAGCAGAGGUAGGCAUGGGCACUGGAGAAGAGGGAUAAAUUACAGGGUCUUUGUGUGCUCUCUAGUUCCUGUAUUCUGAAGGGUAUUUGUAUGUGCUGGGCCUUCUGAAUAAAUCUAGUCGUCUUCCUCUCC